GAAUUGGUAAAUUUUAUUAUUUAUUUGAAGAGAAGUGAAUACAUAUUCUAAUCUCACGUCUGCUCAGAACUAAAAGCAAAUCAAUCUAUUUAGCUUAUUUUCGAAUCUUUAUUCAAUACUUAGAAAGAAUAAUAAAAAUCACACUCUCCGGCCCCUCUCUGACUCCCGCUCUCCAUCUACUUCUCUUCUUCUCUCUCAACCAAAACGUGGAACCAAGGAGAGAGCCAAAAUGCAACUCCUCCUUUGGCUUCUCCUUCUGCUCCAGCUCCACAUACAUCCAGCCCUCUCCGGCGCCCGCAUCUUCCCGGAAUACAGAGCCCUCCUCUCCGUCAAGUCCUCCAUCACCGAAGACCCCCUAUCAGCUCUUUCUUCCUGGAACGCCUCCACUAGCCACUGCACCUGGUCGGGUGUCACAUGUCAACCCUCAAAUCGCCGGGUGACCGUCCUCGACCUCUCCGGCCUUAACCUCUGCGGUAAACUUUCCCCGGACCUGGCUCACCUCCAUUUCCUCUCCAACCUUUCCGUCGCUUACAAUUGGUUCUCCGGGGCCAUCCCCGCCGAGCUCUCUUCCCUCUCCGCCCUCCGCGUUCUUAAUCUCUCCAGCAAUGUCUUCAACGGCACCUUCCCAUCCCAGCUCUCCCUUCUCAGGAACCUUCGGGUGUUGGAUCUCUACAACAACAACAUGACCGGUGACUUGCCCUUGGCCGUCACUCAAAUGCCCAACUUACGCCAUUUGCAUCUCGGCGGUAACUUCUUCUCAGGUGGGAUCCCGUCCCAGUACGGGCAAUGGGAGUUCCUGGAAUACUUGGCUUUAUCCGGUAACGAGCUCCAAGGUCCCAUACCGCGCGAGGUCGGAAACUUGACCAACCUCAGGGAGCUCUACAUGGGAUACUACAAUAUGUACGAAGGUGGCCUACCCCCUGAGAUCGGGAACCUGUCGGAACUAGUUCGUUUCGACGCCGCCAGCUGUAGCUUAACUGGUGAGAUACCACCAGAGAUUAGCAGGCUCCAGAAGCUUGACACACUAUUUUUGCAGGUAAAUACACUCUCCGGACCUUUGACCGUCGAGCUCGGGAAAUUGGUGAGCUUGAAAUCCUUGGACUUGUCGAAUAACGUUUUUACAGGCAAGAUUCCAAUGUCGUUUGCCGAGCUAAAGAACUUGACGCUGCUGGACUUGUUUAGAAACAAACUCCAUGGCGCGAUUCCUGAGUUUAUUGGUGACAUGCCGGAGCUGGAGGUGUUGCAGUUGUGGGAGAACAACUUUACCGGGAUCAUUCCUCAGAGGCUGGGAAAGAACGGGAAGCUUCAGCUUGUCGAUCUUUCAUCGAAUAAACUGACUGGGACUCUGCCUCCGGAUAUGUGUUCUGGGAAUCGUCUUGAGACUCUGAUUUCUUUGGAGAAUUUCUUGUUCGGUCCAAUCCCGGAAUCACUCGGGAAGUGCCAGUCGCUGAGUCGGAUCCGAAUGGGCGACAACUUUCUCAACGGUUCAAUACCAAGAUGGCUUUUCGCGUUACCCAAUCUGGUCCAAGUGGAGCUGCAGAAUAACUAUCUUACAGGGCAGUUUCCGGAUACGGAUUCGAUCCCGGCGAGUCUUGGCCAGAUCAGCCUCUCCAACAACCGACUUUCUGGGCCGUUACCUCCAAGUAUUGGCAACUUCUCCGAUGUUCAGAAGCUUUCCCUUGAUGGUAAUAAGUUCUCAGGUCGAAUCCCACCCCAAAUUGGGAGGUUACAGCAGCUUUCCAAGCUGGACCUCAGCCACAACGAAUUCUCGGGCCCCAUUGCUCCCGAACUCAGCCAAUGGAAAUCGUUGACCUUCAUUGAUCUUAGCCAAAACCAGCUCCAAGGGCAACUUUCAACUCUCCCACUGAAUUCCUCUGUGUCCAUCUUCUUCUCUGCAAGGAAUGAAUUCUACGGGAAUAUUCCUACGUCACUGUGCAAUGCUACAUUUCUUGAUGCUCUAGACUUGUCCCAUAAUCACUUGACUGGCACGAUUCCCCGAUGCUUAAUUGAAAUGAGUAAAAAUCUAACCGUGAUGGAUUUAGGGGGAAACAAUCUUAGUGGCGUAAUUUCUGAUUCCUGUUCAGACUACGCAUGUGAUUUACAAAUUUUGGUUCUGAAUGGAAAUCAACUACAAGGAAAGCUACCAAAAUUCCUAGCCAAGUGCAAUACAAAUUUGGAGGUUUUGGACGUCGGGAACAACCGCAUUGAGGAUACCUUCCCAUGUUAUUUGAAGAACAUACACACAUUGCGAGUCCUUAUUUUGCGAUCUAAUCAAUUUUAUGGGUCUAUUAAUUGUCUAGAAGCUGAUACCACCUUGUCUAACCUUCAAAUUUUAGACCUGGCCUCAAACCAUUUUGUUGGUAAGUUUCCAAUACGUUACUUUUUUAGCUGGAAGGCAAUGAUCGAAACCGAAAAAUAAGACUGAAGAUCACAAAUAUAUAGAGUCAUAUCUCGAUGGACCCUAUCAAAUUACGGUAAGAGUUACAUUUAAAGGUCACAAUUUUGAGUUGGAGAAGAUCUUAACUAUCUUCACCUCACUUGACCUGUCGUGCAACACUUUUGACGGACAUAUACCUGGAGAAAUAGGAGAAUUCAAAGCCUUAUAUGCCCUCAACCUAUCUCACAAUGCUUUUACAGGUCAAAUCCCACAAGCUUUAGGAAAGUUAAGUGCUCUUGAGUCACUAGACUUGUCGAGCAACAAGCUCAUUGGAGAGAUUCCUCACCAACUUGCAGAUGGUCUUAUUUUCCUGUCAACCCUAAACCUUUCGUUCAAUCAAUUGGUAGGAAAGAUUCCACAGAUCAAGCAAUUUGCUACAUUUCCAGAAAGUUCCUUUGAAGGAAACAUACGAUUAUGUGACUUUCCUCUAAAAGAAAAAUGCAUGCAUGAAGAAUUGCGAACGUCACCUCCUCCAUCUAAAGAAUCUCAUUCGCAUUCUAGAAAUUCAAUUGAUUGGGACUUUUUAAGUGCUGAAUUGGGAUUUAUUUUCGGUUUUGGAAUUUUUAUUGGACCUCUUAUAUUUUGGAAGAGUUGGAGGAAACACUACUAUAAACAUGUCGACGAUAUUGUUUUCAAGAUGUUCCCUCGGGCAUACAUGAGAAUAGAAAAUCAUCUAAGGCGAGCACACAGGAAUCAAGGACGGCAAGCACGUAGGAAUCAAGGUGGGAGGGAUUAAUGAUAGAUACGAGGAGUAAUGCUCAAUGUUGUUAGGUAUGUCUCCAAUUAAUCUUUUGGUAUAUGGUAGUGUUUUCAAUUAAAUGUUGUCCAAAGUGAUGUAUUAUAAACUAGCAAUGUUGUUGAAAUUCGUAAGGCAUGAUCUCCUACACGGCAGGCUACACUACUUGAAUAGGAUUAGAUCAUAACAAAGUUGUUCUGGGAAGUCCUAAUUAAGAAAAACUACUAAAAUAAGAAAUAUCAGGAAGCAAUAUGGCCUCGAUCCCCCACUAUGCAGCAGAAAGCGUUAUGGGCAUGAGGUAAAAAGUAAAAUAAGAAAUUACAUUAGUUUAAGUUUCUAAUAGUAUUGGCGUUACUUUAUAUGAGAAUUUAGUCAAAUUUAGCAA
Messenger RNA from Carya illinoinensis, 3558 nucleotides. Its product is annotated as leucine-rich repeat receptor-like serine/threonine-protein kinase BAM1. Lineage: Eukaryota; Viridiplantae; Streptophyta; Magnoliopsida; Fagales; Juglandaceae. The coding region runs from base 230 to 2419 and encodes 729 amino acids. The transcript has a single exon. Gene Ontology annotation, molecular function: protein binding. The record is from RefSeq and is a predicted model, not a curated record.